UCCACCUCCUGGACCAACUUCGCGGUGUUACAGCUGUCAAUCAAACAAACGGCGCCAACGUUAGCCCACGAAGUCCCUACAACCGCGCAACCUUAAACAUGGAGCAGUUUGUUUCGACGGUGACAUGUUUCACAGAAAACCUUCUGCACAAACAGUCAACAGAUUACGAUGAGGUGAUAGAGAAAUUGUUCUCUGAGGUCUCUGCCCUGAAGGGGUUCCCCAAAAUACCAGAUCCACAGCUUGAGGAAUGUGCCAUACAGCUGUGGAACUGGGCAGUUACUAAGAAUGUGGGCCGCACUAUAAGCACAACUCAAAAAGCAAAAGUGCGUCAUGUCGCAUGCAGUCUGCUGAUCUGCUCUGAGCCUGAGAAUCCAACAGAGGGCGUCAUUCGAAAGCAGAUCUUGAUGGCCAGCAAAACGGGGAGAACCUGGCUGGACUGCAAGAAUCCCCAGAUGGCAGAUAAUUUCUUAAGAUUUGCUGUAAAGAGCCUGGAAACUCUCUAUGGCCAACUAACGUCCAGAGGUGACGCAGCAUCCGACAAAGCUUCAUCUAAAGGGGACGUGGAGAAGGAUCUGCUCCGCGUUCUCUCCUGCCAGGCAGAGUCGGCCUUAUGUCGAGGGAGUAACCAGGAGGCUGUGGUCUACAUGCAGCGCUGUAAAGACAUGCUGCUGCGACUGCCAAAAGAUACGGCGUACCUCUCCCUUAUGUGCUAUAACUUUGGAAUAGACACUUACAAUCUGAGAAAGUUUGAGGAAAGUGCAUUUUGGCUGAGCCAAAGCUAUGAAAUUGGGAAAAUGAAUGUGAAAUACGCCCCUGGAUCUGAAGUUCAGGCCAAAGUGUUGAGGCUCCUUGCCAUUGUGUAUUUAGAGUGGGACUGUCAGAAGUUUCAGGAGAAGGCUCUUAAUGCUGUCAGCUUGGCCAACAAGGAAUGUGUGAGCGCCUCUGGGCUGUACUUAAAGAUCAGGAUACUGCUGAGAUGUGGGGCCUCUGACGAUCAUAUCAGAGCAGGUCUUAAUGAGAUGCUGGAAUCAAAGGUUUCUCUUGAACUGUGUCUGAGCACCGUGAGGCUACUCAUGUCUGAAGACAGAGAAACGUUGGCAUUUGAGUAUUUGAAACGUGUUUGUCAGCACUUUGAGGCGUUCCCUGACCUGGGAACUGCUCUUGUCUUGCACAUUGAGCUGCUGCUGCAGAGAGGCAAGGAGCUGUUGGGCAAACAGAAGAUAGAGGACGCCAUCACCGGCCACUAUACAGGAAAGCAGCUGUCUCCACAGGCGCUCACAAGUCUACAUGUCAUGCUGUGGGAUAAAGCGUCCAAACACUUUGAGGCCAGAAACUACUCUGAGGCUCUUCAGUGGUACAACUACUCCCUGAGCUUCUACAAGGCAGGUCAAAUAGAGCCCAACUCGGCCAAACUACAGAGGAACAGAGCUUCCUGUUUCCUGCAGCUGAAGCAACUGGAAAAGGCUAAGGAAGCGAUUAAGGAAGCAGAGAGAAGUGAUCCUGACAGCAUUUUCACUCAGUUCAGUGUUUACAAGAUUGCAGUGCUGGAGAACAAUGUGGAGAAAGCUGCAGAGGCAGUACAUGCGAUAGGACUUCUGUCCAGGAGUCCUGUUGCUAGGGAGGACGGACUGCUGGUGUCAGAGAAGGCUGCUUCCCAGCUUCUCAGUCUGGCCGCUCAAAUUGCUUUGGAGAAUGAACAGCAGGAAACUGCCAUGAAGGCGCUGGAGAGCUUGUGUGAAAACUCCGAGGAUGGAGCUCAGGUUCUGACUGCUCUCAGGUGCUUGGUUCGACUCGUGCUCUCUACAAUAGAGGGAUCCAGCGAUGAGAUGAGGAAUGGCACUCUGGAUGUGCUGCUGCCGUAUCUGAGAAAGGCUCUGGAGAAAGUUUCACGCCAGUGUCGCUUGACUGUUGAGCAACGCACAGAGGAAGCAAACUGGUUCAGGAAGAUCGCGUGGAACUCGGCUCUGCAGUGCGAGAGCAGUCCGGACAGGAUGAGGGAUUUCUUUGUGCUCUCUUACCAGCUCUCGCUGCUGUGCCCCCCCGAUCGCACGCUGCUCAUGGGCCAGAAGACGUGUCUGCUGAUGGCCGCCGCCGCCUCUUUGGAGCUCUGCAGGAAGUCUCUUCCCUCGGCCCAGGCCGAGCAGCUCACUCAGGCUCUGGAGUACACUCACAUCUGUGGGGAGGUGUGGAAAACCCUGAAAGCGUCAGGAAGCUCCCCGAUGGACCCCACAGACACACUGCUGCUGCUGUAUGAAUUUGAGGCUCGAGCUAAGCUGAACGACCCAAAGGUGGAGACGGUACUGGAGUCCGUCUUGGAGCUGGACAAUGUUGAAACCAAGGUGCUGGAGACGAUUGCAGCCUUAGCCAUGGAGCCUCCGGCCCACUUCCCUCUGCUUUGUAAGAAGGCCCUGAGGGUCGCUCUCUCUCUGCACAAAAAGCAACCACAGCCGGACCUGGCAAGCUGCAGUAAGUGUGUUCACAGCCUGAUCAAGCUGUCCCUCCCGAGCGGCGUGUCCGAGGUGGAGGCCCGUGUGCUCGAGGAGGUGUGGGACUACUACGAGGAGGCGCUGUCCAUCAUAACAACCGCACCGGACGACUUCCCGGAGAUGGAGACCCUGUGGCUGCUAACUCGGGCUUGGAACACGGGGAUUCUGCUGUACAGCCUGGCUCAGUACCCCGAGGCCGAGAGGUGGUGUGGUCUCGCCAUGGCCUUCAUCCGCCACCUCAGAUCGCUGCAGGACAGUUACCAGACGCAGAUGUCUGGUCUCUACAGUGAAAUACUGGACAGGUUGGACAAGGCCAAGAAGAACCUCAUGGAGGAAUAAUCAAAUUGGGACAUUUCGGCCCGCUGUUGACAGCUUGUUCUAAUUUAAAAAUUGUUUCGGUUCCAACAGUUUCUUGCCGUUAAAUGUUAUAAUUAUAGUGGCAAAUUGUUCUAACGGAUAUUUAAGUUUGAGAAAGUGGUGCCUUGAAUCUGUUUAAUUUUGGGAUGUC
Molecule: messenger RNA, 2994 nt
Organism: Pungitius pungitius (ninespine stickleback)
Lineage: Eukaryota; Metazoa; Chordata; Actinopteri; Perciformes; Gasterosteidae
Gene: tex11
Product: testis expressed 11
Exons: 29
Coding region: 99-2825 (908 amino acids)
Biological process (GO): meiotic cell cycle
Molecular function (GO): protein binding
Source: RefSeq, a predicted model, not a curated record